This is a messenger RNA of Clonostachys solani, 294 nucleotides long. Lineage: Eukaryota; Fungi; Ascomycota; Sordariomycetes; Hypocreales; Bionectriaceae. The record is from the annotation of a GenBank genome assembly.
AUGAGCAGUCGCUUUUUCAAGACCCUCAUCGACCACGAGGUCACCGUCGAGCUCAAGAACGACAUCCAGCUGCGGGGCACCCUCAAGAGCGUCGACCAGUAUCUCAACAUCAAGCUUGAUGACAUCUCCGUAGUCGAGGAGCUCAAAUACCCCCACAUGAGCUCUGUCAAGAAUGUCUUCAUUCGAGGCUCGGUCGUACGAUACGUGCACCUGCCUGCGGGUUCGGUAGACACCCAAUUGCUCGAGGAUGCUACAAGGAGAGAGGCAGCUUCUCAGUCAGCCAAGGCGAAAUGA